Messenger RNA from Blepharisma stoltei, 393 nucleotides. The record is from the annotation of a GenBank genome assembly. Lineage: Eukaryota; Ciliophora; Heterotrichea; Heterotrichida; Blepharismidae.
AUGUCUUCACUAAACGAAAUUCGCCCGUUUGUUUGCCCUAUUUGUCAAGCCCGGUUCAAGAAUAAGCAAUUCCUUCAAAGGCACAUGGUUUCUCACACUUCACUCAGAAGUUUCCUAUGUGAUGUAUGUGGCAAAUCUUAUAAAUACAAAAAAGGAUUAAACAGGCAUUUACAAAAAGUUCAUACAGAAGUGUGGGAAUCUAUGAAGCUUCAGCACCCAAGAAGAAGAUGCAAUGCAUUUGACGUCAGCCGCUUUUUGUCGCUGGACGAUCCGCCUUAUAAACUAAACGAAACAUUGAAAAACCAAAUUUUAAAAGAAGUCACAGUUGACGAGAAUGUUGCAAUAAAAGAUACAGCUUGUAGAGUUAUUUUUACAUCCCCUUACCCGGAUUAA